This is a messenger RNA of Bombus huntii, 4303 nucleotides long. RefSeq lists its product as uncharacterized. The transcript is spliced from 7 exons. The record is from RefSeq and is a predicted model, not a curated record. Lineage: Eukaryota; Metazoa; Arthropoda; Insecta; Hymenoptera; Apidae. The coding region runs from base 438 to 1172 and encodes 244 amino acids.
GCAGGAGUUUAGUCGGUGCCGGUCCCGAAACGCGUUCACGUCUGGACAUUCUACGGGACACAAUAUCUAAGAUGGCAACAAAUAUGUACAUUUGAUAGGGCAGUCUAUUCGAGGAGAAAUCCGAUUCUGUUCGAUCAGAACAAUACGGCAUAAUGAACGGCUGACGAGGUAUAAUACACGGCAUGAACGGAUAGUUGAGGGACCGGUGGUUGUCAGUUCAAUCCUUAAAAUUCCGAAACGAGUCCAGCUCCUCCGGGGUGUGAUAUCGCUUUCCGUUUAACCAACUUGCCAUAUACGGCUGUUACCUGCGCGAAAUAGACGUGGUGUGUGGGAAGUUAAGCAUUCCAAUGGCACGCCCGUGACCAAUGGUUCCACAGGAUAGAGACGGGAGACGAAGAAAGCGGUUCUCACCUUAGGGGUUAGAGGGAGAAGAAAAUAUGGGUAAAGGAGACAAGAGGGGUAUCGCGCAGCGUAGCGAUGCAGGCACGAAUCUCAUGGGCAAAUUCACACAGAGUGUCCGGAGAAUCGUUCAGGAUGUAAAGGAUGAAGGAACAUCAAGUGGACAAACUAAAGAAGAGGUGAUUGAAACAAACGAAAGAUUAAGAAUCGUAAGGAUACGCCUCGACGGAAGCUACGAGAUCGCUAAACGUGCCCUUGUUGAACUCAUGUGCAAAUAUACUGAUAGCAAGCAAGUUCGUAACGUAUUUCAACGUUACAACCUGUUAAAACUAAUGAUUAAGGACGUCAUCAAGUUGGAGACUCAAUACUGGACACUGGUGGAUAUACCUAAACAGGAAAAACAGGAAACAGUGCCUGCCUUUGUUCUACGCGCAUGUUCCAUUAUGGAAAAGACCCACAAAAGCGGGGAGGGUGUGAAAACUUCGGCCCGUCUGGCCGAGGAAGCUGAUACCAAAAGAGAACGCAUUGAAAGACUCGAAAGUAUGACAACAGCUCAAAUUGAAGCAGAGAACACUCAAAUGACUAACGACCUGUACAGAUUAUUGAAAAAGUACACGGGACUGAGAAAUCUCAUUCGAGACUUAAAGGAGGAAUACAAUAGCUCAAAAGUGUAUCCAAUCUUUCCCCGUUAUCCGAUCUUAAAGGACAUGAUAAAGGAUAUAAUGCAUAAUCCAGACUAUAUGGAAGUUUGUCACGAGGUGGACCAAGCAUAGCGGCCAGACCCCCUCCACCGCUCGCCACGUAUGACCUUGUAAAAAGGAUCUUAGCGUGAACGUUGGUGAAGGGGGUGUACCAGAAACAAGCCUGAGCAAGACUUUCACUUCUCCAUUCAUGGUGGCUAAUUACCGCAAAUUCUGUUUUAUUUCACACUUACGGUCUCUAUAAAGAUCUACAUAUCUGUGUUUAUAGCACGUUUCGUCUGAUGAUAUUCAGCCGGUACAUAUUUACAAGAAACUAUACAUCACCUUGUGUGUACGCUAAUUGGAAUCAUGUUUGUUAAUUGAAUGCCCGAAGAAAAUAUGCGUGAAUGCAAAGUAAGGAAAUAUGACAUUGAGUUGUGAGGGGAAAAGGAACAGAAGAUAGAUUUUAUAAAAAAAUAUAUAAUUAAACGAACAUUCCUUUGAAGAUUCUCCGUAUGUUGGAAUGAUGCUUUUAGUAUAGUAUUUUUCGUGGUAUUUUAUGGUAUCACGAGAGAUCUGCUACUUGGCGACAAUAAAUAACAAUACAAAUGCAGAAAUUAAUUUUUGUUGCAUUUUUAUUGAAUAAAGAAUUUUUAGAAUUAUAAAAUAACUUAUUAGUAUUUCAAGAGAGAAGAGGAUAAUUCAUGAAAAAUGAAAUUAUGUAAAAUUAUUUGCUUGUUGUGAUUCUAAAAUUUCGUCUUUUCGAUCUGAAAAAUAAGAUAAUUAUCAAAAGGAUUCUUUAAUGUGAAAAUUCAUCAAAAUAUAGAAAGAAAUAAAGAUAUAUUUCGACAGGAGCGCCAAGUACUACAAGAACAACUAAUUCCAACAUAGGGAAGAAAUAAAAUUGAUCAUCUUAGUUUCUGAUUACGAUCGGAAUAGCCGCUUGCACGUUGAAACACAAAAUACAAAAAUUACACCAGUACGUUUCAUACGUAAACGUUGUGUAAACGUGGUGUAAAAUUUCUGUUAAGGCACUUCAUAAUGGAGAAAAUCCUGAGAAAUGUUAGAUUUAUAAGAUGUUGUCGAGUGUUGUGUAUCUUUGUAUGCAAAUUAUAUCGUAUGCGCGUGCAUGUGCUUAUCAAAAUAAAAAAAUGAUUUAAGUGAUUAAGUGUAAAAUGCAACACUCUGCUUUCUGCUACUCGAUGCCGUCAUUAAGCAUUGUCAACUUAAUAAGAGUUUGUUGAACAAAGGAGACCUCUCUUUACCUACGAACAGGACAAACGGUAGCAAUUUAGUAAGAGGAAUAUAUUUAUUCUGCGUCAAAUAUCGCUUUGCGAAUGAUGACACUCUUUUUCGUAAUACAGAAACAUUUUGCUUCGACUACGGUGGGAACUAGAUAUUUAGGUAUAACAUCAUUAACUCAUUAAUAAUCGUUGUCGUACGCGAUGGUGUAACCGCAACCGAUGUAACACAGGAUGAUGUUGAUGGUGAUGUUGCACAGAGAAAAAUUUAUUGUAUCCAUUAUUUUAUGUUAUAAUUUUUUCUAUAGAGUUUAUUGAAGUUUAAUAUCGUACCAACCAUAAAAUUAUUAGCGGUACUAUAGGAGGAUAUAUCAUAGUGCGAGAUAUUAAUUUGCACUAAUUUAUCAAGUAAUUUUGUAUCCUCGAUAGAUAUUAACAAACUUGAUUUCGCUUUAUUCGUGCAUAUUCAACACUUAAAUAGCGAUUUUUUAAAUCUCAUACUGGAAGUCAUUUGAAAAAGAAUAAGUCAUUAAAAGUUCAAUACGAAGGAUUUGUCUUUCACUUCUAUCAUGGUUCUCAAAUUUCUUCUCGUCUUUUACUUUCGUAAAAUUUUAAAUUCUGCAGGAAUAAUCUUUUCUAUUUUAUGAAACAAAUGAUUCUAUACCCUUGUAUUUUGUUGUAUCUAUGCUUUAUUUAUCAAUUGUUUAGAUAUGUAACAUUAUACACAUAAAAUAUUUCUUAAACUCCUAAAAGAAAAAUGCCUAACAGAGUUAAAAUUUAUUUAUCUUGAAACAUAUACUUGAUAUAAAAACAUAAUUUUUCCGUCUAGUGAAAGUGGAAAAAUUGCUAUCAAUAUCUUUACUUCGUGCAGAAAGCAGUUCACUUAUAAUAUCCUGUACGAACUUCUUUUCAUCAUCAGUUGAAAAACUACACGAUGUAUGUGCUGUAUUCACAUUCGACUUCAAUUAAAACGCAAUGACUGCUUUGUAUAUCUUGGGUGAAACAGUGCUAACCAUAGAUCAUACACAUUUACGUUAUUGUAUAAUAACGUAGAAAGAAGAGGAUGUAUUCUUUAAGAAAUUUGACGUAAUAAACAUAUCUCAUCAUUAUCACAUUUACAUAUAUACAAUAUAAAUAUAAAAGCACCUACAUGAUAUAAACAGACACACGUGCGUACUUUUACAACAAAUUGAAAUAAAAUAUUUCACUUUAGUCAACCUCUACAUCUUCAGGAAUUAUAAAAUUAUCCAUUGUUCUACGUAACGUCGAUUCAUCUUAUAUUCCUUUGGUAGCGAAGUACAUAUGUAUGUAUGUAAGCAAGAUAUGUUUAUCUACUAACAUAAUUAUAUGAUGCACUAUAGUUUUUAUAAAAACUGUUAAAUCAAUAAAAUAUCGUAUUCGCUAUAAUUCAUGAAAAAUAUUCGAGUUCGUGUAUUAACAUAACUUGACACAAACGUUAUAUGAAUUAACUCGGCUGAAAAGAUUAACUUUCCACCAAAUUUUUCAAUUUUUAAUUAAAAAAUAAAUUUUAAUAAAUUGAAAAAAAUGAAUAGACAUGAAAAACUGAGAAGUUUCGGCGUACAUAGUUAAUAAAAUACCAUAAAUUCUAUGACGUUAUUUAUUUUUCAUUCGCUUGCUUCAUGAAAGCUUAUGAAAGCUUAAAUUGAUUGUGGAAUAUAAUUAAUCGAUUCAUCUAUCACGCUAUUAGAAUAAGCAACGGUGCAUGAAAUGAUAGCAAAAACUAAUAUAAUACGAAUAUAUAAACUAUAAAAAGUUUUACUACGUUAUCUUAAUAUUUAAAAAUCUAAUAAUGAAUUAUGGCGGACUUACGAUUUAAAUGUAUAAAUUAUAAACUAGAUAAUCAAACGAAUUUCUGUAAACGUCCGUUUACGAGAAAAAUUCGCGGAAUAUAUCAUAAUUUGAUAUCAAAAUUUCAAUUACUUAAAUUUAUCAAAACUCUCCGACAAACAUCUGCAAUAUUUC